Molecule: messenger RNA, 624 nt
Organism: Amborella trichopoda
Lineage: Eukaryota; Viridiplantae; Streptophyta; Magnoliopsida; Amborellales; Amborellaceae
Source: RefSeq, a predicted model, not a curated record
AUGGAAGAAAUACUUCAAGGUCAUAGGGAAAGAUACCUGCAAGUUUGUCAUAUGGAGUUAAAUGUAUUUCAAAACUUUUGUGAGAUUCUUCGAAGUAGACAUCUUCUAAAUGAUACUCGAGGUGUAAAGGUUGAAGAGCAAUUGGCAAUGUUCUUAUACAUCCUGGGGAAGAGCUCAAUAAAUCGCACAGUCCAAGACCGGUUUCAAUACUCUGGUGAAACUGUUAGUCGCCAUUUUGAGAGAGUUCUCAAUGCAAUAUAUAAAUUAUCAUUCGAUUAUGUUUACUUACCUUCAAGUAAUACACCUCCAGAAAUUCGUAAAAAAUGCAUGUAUUAUCCUUUUUUCAAGAAUUGCAUUGGGGUAAUAGAUGGUACCCAUAUUCAUGUGAGUAUUGGUGUUGAAGAGUGGGAGGGAUCAUCAUCGGAUUCUUCUGCGUUAAAAGCUACACUAAAAUCUGGUUUCAAGGUUCCCAAAGGUGGUGAUGAUUGGCUCUAUAAGGAGUAUGAUAGGGAUCUCGCACGUGGAUCAGUUGAAGGAACAAAUAUUCAACAUACCGAUGUAAACCAUCAAGCUGAUAAAAAUGAUGGCGAUGAACUACGAGAUCAUAUUGCUAAAACACUUUGA